GCGCGGGAACCAGUGAAACAUGAUGCUAAGAGGAGUUCGUCGAGUGUGCCACCGGUGCAAGGCACCUGUGCGGCGGCUGUCAGCCAAAGCUGACAAGGUCACCGACGAGAAGAAACCAGUGAGCAUGUUCCUUGCCAAGGAGGACACGUUGACGACGCGCAUCAUGGGAUCUGACUGGGCAGAUCGCCGUGGCCAACCUGUCUCGUUCAGCAUGAAGUUGUACUGGUCGAUCUUUGGAUUGUUCAUCCUCAACGGCGUGUAUGCUCAGUACACUGGCAAGGACGAGUUUGAAUUGUACCAUGAGGUGCGAUCUACGAUCAAAACAGCUCUCUUUGGCAAACUAGAGACGAACGAGCAUGUGUUCGUAUCCGAAACUGAAAGCAGUAAGAGCGACGCUAUUGCGGCGGCGGCGGCUAUGACCAUUGACGCAACUACCGAAGUACAGGCAGAGGUCCCAAUCACCAAGCCAUCCGCCGAAUCAGCCGGUGGAGAGGACCUGCCACCUGUCAUAGCAGCCACGGGCCCCAUGGCGGCUCAAAAGGCCGCGUCACCCCUCUUUGGUACGCUCAGUCGAACGGGGCCGUCAAGGCCCCGUCCAGUUUUGUCUAAGGAGAAGCUGACCUUCGAACUCAACGCACUGCGAGAACAAGAAGCGCAAAACCGGCGAGAACUGCGAACGGGAAGUUUGCGCAACCUGGACGUUGUAGCCGCCGAAAUCCAGGAAAUCCAGCGACUGAAGGGUGAGCUCAAGCGUCGGAUCAAAGCCAUGGCGUAAGUCUUGCAAGCAAGUCGGAUUUGCGCCGCGAGGCACGCACCGCCCUCGAGUUGGCACCACCAUUCCAAACAUUCCAUGUUGAUGAUUGCAUUGUUCCGAUGAUGCGGGAUGCCAUCGGUUUAAUACCAUAUUUUUACUCCUGCAACAAUCAAAAUCCAUGUGCAC
Aphanomyces invadans is the source of this 940-nucleotide messenger RNA. RefSeq lists its product as hypothetical. Bases 20 to 775 code for a protein of 251 amino acids. The transcript is spliced from 2 exons. NCBI's taxonomy places the organism in Eukaryota, Oomycota, Saprolegniomycetes, Saprolegniales, Verrucalvaceae. The record is from RefSeq and is a predicted model, not a curated record.